AGAAGGCGACCCUGCAAUCAGAUCUCUCGCUCCUCAUGCGCCUCUUCAUACUUGGCUCCUCUCUCAUCAACGUUCUUCCUUUUUCUUUCGCUUCGCCAUAACUCUCAUUCCAUCACCUGCAUUCCAAUUCCUAGAGUCACAGUCAUAUGGCAACAAAAAAGACAACCCCGUCCAAGGGUCGGAGGCGCACACCUCCCAACCCAAAUCCUGAGUACGAGUUCCUUGGCCCUCCAGGUGCGGUUGCUAUGCUCAUAGCGCUUCCUCUGGUCACCUACGGACUCUACUUCAACUGUCGCCCAGGAUUCGGAUGCAUUCCAGCUUACUGGAACUCCAAGGACGGAUACUGGCCCUCGGUCGGUACCGAUCCUUCUACCUACCCUACUGAUCUGUGGAACUUUUUCGUCUCCACAUGGGACACAGACGCCUUCUACACCUACUCGGCCUUCAUGCUGUUUCUAUUCAUUUGUUACUUUGUUAUUCCCGGACAAGUUGUCGAGGGUACAGUGGUCGGGGGAGUGGGAGGAUCGCCCUUGACCAAGGACCGAUCUAAUUAUAAGUUGAAGUACAAGGUCAAUGCCCUCAGGACUUUGCUUUUGAUCGCGGUUCUGAUUAUUGCCACUUUGUUCAUCAAGGGCGUCGAGCCAUUCCUGUUCUUGCAUGAUCACUUCCUGGGGCUGAUUACUGCCUCGUUGGUCUGGACGUUCGGCGUUUCGAUUUUUGUCUAUGUCUGGUCGUUCAUUCCUGACAGCAACGGUCAGGAGAAGAUCCUUGCCUGCGGUGGUAACACCGGCAAUAAGAUUUAUGAUUUCGUGCUUGGACGUGAGCUCAACCCUCGCUUCAGCCCCUCGCCUGACUCGACAUUCGACAUCAAGUACUUUAUCGAGCUCCGUCCUGGUCUCAUCGGCUGGAUUCUGCUCAACUUUGGCAUGGCCUGCAAGCAAUACCACGACCUCGGACGCAUCACCAACUCCAUGAUUUUUGUCCAAACCUUCGAGACCUUUUACGUCGUGGACUCACUCUGGAACGAAUCUGCUGUGUUGACGACCAUGGAUAUCACCACAGACGGAUUCGGAUUCAUGUUGGCGAAUGGACUGCUGACCUGGUUGCCCAUGAAUUACUCGUUGCAGGCGCGAUACUUGGCUGCUUUCCCUGUUGACAUGAGUUUGACUCAUUCCUUGAUUGUCGUUGCAGUGCAGUGCAUCGGCUAUUAUAUCUUCAGGGGCGCCAAUGGUCAGAAGGAUAACUUCAGACGCUACGGUGCCUCCGCGCCUCAGAACAAGGGCCUGAAGUACAUGGAGACAGCAACUGGGUCCAAGCUGCUGAUCAGUGGAUGGUGGGGUACUGCCCGCCAUAUUAACUACUUUGGCGACUGGCUGAUGGCCCUUGCCUGGUCAUUGCCCUGUGGUCUUUUAAGCCCAAUCCCUUACUUUUACCCAAUCUACUUUGCCGUGCUGUUGUUCCACCGCGAGCGGAGGGACGAGGAAAAGUGCCGCAAGAAGUAUGGCAAGGACUGGGAGAAGUACUGCGAGAAAGUCAAGUGGCGAAUCAUUCCCUACGUUUACUAGAUGUGCAGCACGUAUUUUCUUUGCCUGAUUUUUGUCUGCUUUCUAUCCUUGAUGAUUAAUAAACGCGGAAAUAACUUCAAUAAAUGGAGGAAAGGUUGC
Molecule: messenger RNA, 1664 nt
Organism: Gamsiella multidivaricata
Lineage: Eukaryota; Fungi; Mortierellomycota; Mortierellomycetes; Mortierellales; Mortierellaceae
Product: ERG4/ERG24 ergosterol biosynthesis protein
Exons: 4
Coding region: 147-1565 (472 amino acids)
Biological process (GO): ergosterol biosynthetic process
Cellular component (GO): endoplasmic reticulum membrane
Molecular function (GO): Delta14-sterol reductase activity
Source: RefSeq, a predicted model, not a curated record